Penicillium odoratum is the source of this 417-nucleotide messenger RNA. RefSeq lists its product as uncharacterized. The record is from RefSeq and is a predicted model, not a curated record. The transcript is spliced from 2 exons. Lineage: Eukaryota; Fungi; Ascomycota; Eurotiomycetes; Eurotiales; Aspergillaceae. The coding region runs from base 1 to 417 and encodes 138 amino acids.
AUGGCUCGCUUCAACCUUUCUUUCCUCGCUGUGUUCUUGGUCCUUGCCGCUUUUGCUAUGUCACUCCCCACCAAGCGUGAUGGGCAGACCCCCAGUGCGGACUUGGGACUUGAUAAGACUCUCGAUGAGCUCAAGUCUGCCACCAGAAUAAUGAACGGCCUUGAUCAGAAGGACACCAACGACCAGAUGAACGACAUUGAGCACCACCCUACUGUCAACAAAGAUUCCGACAAUGGAAAAAAGGAGACAGAGGAGAAGAAGGUGGAAACACCCGAGGCGACCAAGACGGAGAAGAAGCUCACCUCUGGCACCUUCGUGACAGCGGCUCCCACCACCCAUCACGCUACCUCUGUGCCCAACGGCCUGGGCAAGCUUCCCAUUGUCGGCGGCCUACUUGGCGGUACUAAAGGUCUUUGA